This is a messenger RNA of Hypanus sabinus (Atlantic stingray), 2440 nucleotides long. RefSeq names its product multiple inositol polyphosphate phosphatase 1-like. The transcript has 4 exons. Bases 252 to 1670 code for a protein of 472 amino acids. The record is from RefSeq and is a predicted model, not a curated record. Gene Ontology annotation, molecular function: inositol phosphate phosphatase activity; acid phosphatase activity. Lineage: Eukaryota; Metazoa; Chordata; Chondrichthyes; Myliobatiformes; Dasyatidae.
ACGCCCCACAGUGUAACCCAGAAACGGGGCAUCUUCCUAUUCUCAGUUCGACUUGGUACCUCUGCAAGAACCCAGUCCCAUUCACUCCAUUGGCGUUAUCGUAACGUAGAUUUGCAGCAGUGUUUAACACCCUCUAUCCCGGAGCCACCGUCACUCGGGUGAACCUUUUCAUUCUCUCUCCGUUGUUCCGCGUUGCGGCGGCGCUGGCGCUGGCGCCGGCCACCGGGAUCGGAAGGACCGACGCGCGAACCAUGCUGAUUCGGUGGGCCGGAUUCCGGUGCGACCUCCGCGGCCGGGCCCCGCGGGUUCUCAGGCGAGCGGGCCUCCGCUCGCUGCUGGUUGUGUGGGCUUGCUUGCGGCUCUCCGGCGCCUCCGUCGGCCGGUCGGCCUGGGCCGAGCAUUACGGCACCAAGUCGAGGUACCGGGACGUGAGCCAGGGCGAGGAUCCCUGGCUGCCCCCGGCCCGCUGCACCCAGCUGCAGCUGAACGGCCUGAUCCGGCACGGCACCCGCUACCCCACCAGGAAGAAUGUGCCCCACAUGCUGGAGGUGCACCAGCUGGUGAAGGAGCUGGGGGACACCGGCCUCGACCUGGUGCAGGCCCUGGCCGCCUGGAACAUGUGGUACCACGAGCGGAUGGACGGCAACCUCCACCCGCUUGGAGUCUCCGAGAUGGCCCGGCUAGCCGAGAGGCUGGCCGCCGGCUUCCCGGGCCUCCUGGCCCCGCAAAGUUUCCUCGAGAACAGGGUCAAGUUCCUGACCAGCUCCAAGCACCGGUGUGUCAACAGCACCCAGUCCUUCAUCCGAGGUCUGGAGAGGCACCUGGGCUUGCGGGACGAGGCGGCCGGCCAGUGGGAGGUCGACGACGGGCUGCUGCGCUUCUUUGAUUCUUGCCAGAAGUUUGUCAGGCUAGUGGAAAACAACGGCACGGCCCUGCACCAGUUGGAGGUGUUCAAAACGGGCCCAGAAAUGGAGAGAGUGAUCCAAAAAAUGGCACAGAAGCUCGGCGUGUUACCAGAGGCCAUCAGUAUCGAGAUGGUGGAAGCGACAUUUUACCUCUGUACUUAUGAGUUCAUCCUUAAAGGCAUAGUUUCUCCCUGGUGUGACCUUUUCGAUAAACAAGACGUAGAGGUACUGGAGUACUUGGGUGACCUGAAGCAAUACUGGAAGAGAAGCUAUGGAUAUGAAAUUAAUGGUCUCUCCAGCCACAAACUAUUCCAGAAUAUAUUCCAAUAUAUGGACCAGACCAUUGAAGAGAAUGAGAGGAACGAAUCAAUAUCUCACACUGCUGUCUUGCGAUUUGGGCAUGCGGAGACCCUCCUGCCAGUUUUGACUCUCAUGGGGUAUUUUAAGGAUGAACACCCCUUACUAGCAAAUAACUUUGAAGAGCAAAAGAAUCGCAAAUUUAGAAGUGGACAAAUUUCACCCUUUGCCGCAAACCUUAUUUUUGUCCUGUACCACUGCAACGAAUCACAGAGCAUAGGGGAAAAGUACAAACUCCAGUUGUUUCUGAAUGAAAAGCCACUACCAUUUCCUCAGAAUGGAAGCCUUGUUGCUGACUAUGAUGAAGUGAAAAACCACUAUCAACAUCUUAUUGAUACACUGAAGUUUAGCAAUGUAUGUGAGUUUCCCUCAAAGGAGUUAAAUAUAUCACAACAUGAUGAGAUAUAAGUUAGCUCCAUACCUUUAUCUGAUCGGUUCCUUUCCUUUAAUUCUCUGGAAAUCAUUUUUGUGCAGGGGAGAGAUUUUUUGUUAUUUUUCUUGUAGAUACAAUGCAGAGGUGGAUGAAGUAGUUUUAAAAGGACUGGGAACAAGUUGCUCAUUUUGAGACUGGAAAUUAUAAUCUUUUAAUGUUACGUUCACGUUGGUCAUUGUCAACUGAAAUUCUCUGUCAACAGUAUUGUGAAAGUAGCUGUGUCUAAUUUAUCUCUUGUGACUGAAGCUGCUGCGGAACCUCCAAAGACUAGUUGGGGUUGGUGUAAAUCUUAGGGAAUUCAUUAUCACCUUCCAUAUUUUUAGACCACAAAUGCUGAAGGAAUGUUGACAAUAUAUAGAGGACUGAAAUAGCAGGAUAAAAAUAUGCCUAUAUUAAUCCACACAUGAAUGAUACUAUACAAAUCUGGACAUCCUCACAUUGGAAGAAUUGUUGGUCUUGGAAGGAUUCCCCCAAAAAUUAUACAUGAAUAAACUUAGUGUCAAGUGAUUUUUUUUAAAUCAUGAUUAUCAUGACUAAAAAAAAAUUGUGCUUUAUUGCCAUGAGGUGAUGGUGAUCACUUUGCCUUUUCCAAUGAUUCCAUGAAGAACUCAUGGGCUGCAAUGUGGUGGUGGAGGUGGGGAUUUGUGUCCAGGACAAAGUUUUAAUCAUGGCUCAAGGAAGCACAGUGAGGUGAAAAUACGCUAUGUAGUUUUUAAAAAUAAAAAUAUCAUUGUUUAAUUAUUGA